Messenger RNA from Rotaria sp. Silwood2, 1029 nucleotides. Lineage: Eukaryota; Metazoa; Rotifera; Eurotatoria; Philodinida; Philodinidae. The record is from the annotation of a GenBank genome assembly.
AUGGAGAAGAAAGUGAAGCGUAAGAAAAAGAAGUAUCGAGUAAAAGAAAGCAAUGGUGACAUUCAGUACGACCAAGCAAGAAUUACAAUUCAUGAUGAAAUAACAAAUGAUUCUCAACAAAAUAGAGAAGAAGACGUUAAUGAAAGACAAGAGACAAUAAUAACAGAGGAUGCUAAUAAGGCUACUGAUAACGUUAGCUCAAGAAAUCGUGUGUAUGUUGAAGUUGCCACAGAAGAAAUAAAUCCAGCAAUUUCGAACGAUGUCAACGAUUUCGAAAAACAUUUUAGUCCUAUUUCGGGCUAUGCCGAAGAGCCUUUGCUGCCACUCGUCAAAGCAUGUGCUUCAUUAAACGAUAUCCUUCACGAUUUAUCGAAAUAUGUUCAGCUGGCAUUAAACGAAACUCCAGAAGAACCACCUGAUGAUUUGACAAUUGACGAAAGCGCUGCAAUUCGACUGUAUACGAUUGAAUGGGAUAAACCAUAUCGAAGUCUCUAUUCAAUGCUCAAUCAUACUUUGAAGACAGGUACUCGAGAAGAUGUUCGACCUUACUUCAAAUAUCUCAAGCUAUUCUUAACUGCUGUGGUUAAACUACCAUGCCUUCCACCAUUGACUGUCUGGCGAGGAAUAACCACAAAUUUGAGUGCAGAGUUUCCACCUGGCACCUUAGUGACAUGGUGGCCACUGUCAUCAUGCACAACAUCACUAACAGUGCUCGAAAAUAGUAUGUAUUUGGGUAAUUCAGGUAAUCGAACGCUCUUUUCCGUCGAAGUCAUCAAUGGUCGAACAAUACGUGCUCAUUCACAUUUCGUCACCGAAGAUGAAGUUCUUCUUCUGCCUGGUACUUACAUGGAAGUUCAAUCGCAAGUGAGUCCAGCACCCGACCUUUAUAUUAUUCAUUUGAAACAAUUAAUACCGGAGGAAGCCCUACUAGAACCACCUUUCGAAGGUCUUGCAAAUGUUUCUAAUUAUUCGUUUUACAUUAAAAUUUUUUUAUGUUUAGGUGCACGUAUUUUUCCAAAAAUUAAGUAA